UUGCUUGCCUAGUACUUCCCACAUCAAGCAAAUUAAAACUACUUCGCUUUCAACUGUUUGCUAGGCUAGCCACUUGCUGGCUUGCUGCAACGAGCUCGUUGCUAGCUUGUUGCUUUUCUUUGCGAGUGAUUCUUGCAAAUAACUGAUCAAUGGGGAGGCAGCCGUGCUGCGACAAGGUGGGGCUGAAGAAGGGGCAGUGGACGGCGGAGGAGGACCAGAAGCUCGUCAGCUUCCUCCUCACCAACGGCCAGUGCUGCUGGCGCGCGGUGCCCAAGCUCGCCGGGUUGUUGCGGUGCGGGAAGAGCUGCAGGCUGCGCUGGACCAACUACCUGCGACCGGACCUGAAGCGGGGGCUGCUGUCGGAGGACGAGGUGAAGACGGUGAUCGACCUGCACGCGCAGCUCGGUAACCGGUGGUCCAAGAUCGCGUCGCACCUGCCGGGGAGGACGGACAACGAGAUCAAGAACCACUGGAACACGCACAUCAAGAAGAAGCUCAGGAAGAUGGGCAUCGACCCCGUCAGUCACAAGCCCCUCCAGCCCGCUCCUCCUCAGCCUCCUCAGCAGCCGGAGGAGGAGGAGAUGCCCGCCGUGGCCGCCGCGGCAGGGACCGUGUCAGAUGUCGGACUCGGACACGAGGCGUUCUGCACCGACGAGGUGCCCAUGGUGCACCUCCUGGACGACAUCGUCUUGCCAUGCGACAUCAUCGGCUUACCGCCGGCCAACAGCGGUAGCGGUAUGGCUAGUUCGCCCGAGUCUUCCUCGUCCUCGUCCUACUCUGCCUCGGCGGCAGCGUCGAGCGGUGGCAGCACCAUCGUCAACGGCGAGUGGCCGGAGUGGCCGCAGAUGAUGGAGUGGCCGGAGUCGAUGUGGCUGGACGACGUGGUGACGGGACCGGCGCCGUGGGAGUUCGAGGACCCGUUCGUCACGUACCAGAGGAUCGCGCUGUUCGAUCACCAGGAGACAUGGAACAACAACAGGCUCGAGCUGUUCUGAAUUCAUCACAUUCUUUGUAACUAAAUUAAUCGCCACGCGUGCACACUAUAUUACAGGUCACGUUCAUCCGUUCACCGCCGCUGCAUUUGCCAUUUUACCUAGUGCCUCAUCAAUUACAGUUAGAAAAAAAACCAGACAGAGAAUUCAUUCAGACUUAGUCUGGUGGUGUACCUCCACCAUGGAGGGUACUCCUCGGGAGCUCGAGUCCUCGGUCUCGGAACCCGUCAAAUAGCCUUCUAGAAAAGGGUACCUGGUUCUUAAUAAAUAAAGAGACUAAAUGUACCCUCUUUCUUUUUUUCCUGGACAUUUUUUUCAGAUUUUUUUGGGUGCAUGCGGUGUUUGGCAUGCACACGUCGCAGAUUCGCAUGCCCUGCAGGAUGCGGCAUGUAAGCAAAUGGAAUUCGGAUAAUGAAACGGGAGAA
Molecule: messenger RNA, 1417 nt
Organism: Phragmites australis (common reed)
Lineage: Eukaryota; Viridiplantae; Streptophyta; Magnoliopsida; Poales; Poaceae
Product: transcription factor MYB20-like
Exons: 2
Coding region: 150-995 (281 amino acids)
Source: RefSeq, a predicted model, not a curated record